UUUACAGCCGUUGAAUUGAUAGGCAUUGAUUGCUCAAUUUACUACUGGUCAUAAAUUAUAGAAAGAGGACAUUGAGAUGCUCACCUAGCUUGUUGAGCAAAGACUUUACUCCUCGAAAAUUAAUGAAUCUAUUGGAGUGGAGUUGGACAUAAGUUGGUUUUGCUACCUUGUCAUUAUCUCUUAUUCAAGGCAGUAGCUAGGUUCUUGUCACUUCUUUAAACCCCCCCUUUAGAAAACAAGAACCAACCAGGAACAAAGGACCCUUUCAGUUAUUUAUCUGAAUCACAAAACUUACCAAACCUUCUUCUUUUUCUCUUGCUUUCAUAAAUCAUUUUCCUUCUGUCUCGGAAUAAUGAACAGGGAAUAUAGGGUUUUAAUUUCUAGAAUCCCUAAGAAAGUAGUUUUGAGACGACCAAAACCAGUACUGCUCAGGAGAAGCCCAACAGUUCUUGAAGAAAAACAAAUAGCGCAAGUUCCCUCUGAAAUCAAGAUUAAUAGUGAAAAAGAAGAAUAUAAAUCAUGGUUAUGUUCUUCAUCUGAGGAAGAAAAAGCCAGAGAUCUUAAGAAGAACAAGAAGAAAUGUCAGAGAAUUAAUUAUUCGAAGAAGACUAAAUAUGAUGAUAUAGAAAUGGGAAGGAAACGACAAAGAUCAACUGAGAUGGGUGAUGAGUUCCAGUCGGAAAAUCCUUUUUUCACAAUUGUUCUACAAAUACUUGCCUCUACCUGCUACCUGCUAACAAACCUGCUUAAUUCCAAAGAAGGGCAAAGGAAGAUCAGCUGUUGGAGUUGCAUCGUUCCUAAAAGAUAAUGAUUUGAUAGUAGGAGAUGUAAUAAACAUGGAGCUGAUGGAGGAGAUGACGUCCAUAUACCUUGAUGCUAAAAUUCAUAUUUUUGGUUCCUGCCGGAAACUAUGUUAUUAUUAAAGUAUAUCACCCACACAUAAGUGGCCGAAGUUAUCAUACAUAGAGGACGUAGCAACCAUGCAGUUAAAGAGACACAUCCACAAAAGGGGAUCAGAUCAAGUCAGUUUACAAGAUCCUAUUCUCAAGCUAGAUAUGUAUUACCUAGUCAAGAUAGUUAGAU
This is a messenger RNA of Papaver somniferum (opium poppy), 1083 nucleotides long. RefSeq lists its product as uncharacterized. NCBI's taxonomy places the organism in Eukaryota, Viridiplantae, Streptophyta, Magnoliopsida, Ranunculales, Papaveraceae. The record is from RefSeq and is a predicted model, not a curated record. The transcript has 2 exons. The coding region runs from base 353 to 808 and encodes 151 amino acids.